Drosophila busckii is the source of this 1214-nucleotide messenger RNA. Its product is annotated as protein C15orf41 homolog. The record is from RefSeq and is a predicted model, not a curated record. Lineage: Eukaryota; Metazoa; Arthropoda; Insecta; Diptera; Drosophilidae. Bases 29 to 940 code for a protein of 303 amino acids. The transcript is spliced from 3 exons.
UGUAAAUAUUUUAAAUUUUAGCGUUUCAAUGGAUACAAGCAUAACUACUGCCAAGAAAAAGAUAUUAAGCAGUGAGGAAUAUGCGCGCAUUUGUCAAUUUAUUAACACCUACCAGGGUGGCCUGGCUAUUGACUGUGAAUUGGAAAUGGUAAAUCGUAUUUUCACGGACGUGGAACCCCUGGCUCUGAUCUGCAUACUUCAGAGUGAGCUGUUUAAUAAGUCGCGCGGGCAGCAUUGGAAGCACGAACAGCGCAGCAAACAUCUGCUCAAAACAUAUGAAGAUCAAUGUCACCAGUACCAUGAUAAUGGUCUUAUCAUACGCAUGGCGUGUGUGGAAGGUAUGACUCCAAUAGCGCUGUGCCGCCUGUUGCUGCAGGAGAAGUACGAACUGAAACAAAGAUCUCAAAUAUCCCGCUUACUUAAGCAGCCGCAUUUAAUCAAAGAUUCUUGCCUGGGCGCCAAUGUGCAGCAGUGUGUGUACAGUGAUAAUCAAGAAGGACCUAUUACUGAUUUACGACGGCGUAUUGUUGGCGAAGAGUACGAGUUGAAGCUCAAGCAACUGGCAACGGAAGCAGGCAUACAUUUCUAUGAUGAACACGAUCUACGACGGAUGGGAUAUGACAAGACACCUGACAUUAAAAUUAUAUUACCAUUUCUAUACAAGGGCUGUAUUGUAAACUGGAUUGAGAGCAAAGCUAACUUUGGUGAUCCUAAGAGUCAUAUGUGGAAUAUACAACAACAGCUGCAGAGCUAUUGUAAUCGUUUUGGACCUGGCAUCAUCAUCUAUUGGUUUGGCUAUCAAGAAGAAACAUCACAGCUACCUGAUAAUAAUAUUGGCAUAACGGUGCUUACAGACUUUCCCGCCCGAGAAGAUUUGGUUUUCAUGGAACUGACAAAUCCAGCCCCAAUAGACGACAAAGCAAGUGUUCAAAUCGUUUAGCAUUAAUUUUUUUUACUACUUGACAGGAAAAUAAUUAACAAUUUUUCAAUUUUUAUUGUAUUUAUAAAUUCUCAUUUACAUGAACGUUUUUGCCACUCAUUUUCAAUUAUCGUACAAAUACGCAUUUUUUGUUUUAUCUUUUGUAGGCAUAAAAUGUAUAAAACUAGAAAAUAUAAGAAUUGUUUAUAAACGCAAAACUUGCACAUUAAUUAAUGUUUCGGCAGAGAAAGUUAAUCAUUAGGGUAAUGUAUUUAUGAUAUUGCUAUUACUUUGC